Aspergillus calidoustus is the source of this 1812-nucleotide messenger RNA. NCBI's taxonomy places the organism in Eukaryota, Fungi, Ascomycota, Eurotiomycetes, Eurotiales, Aspergillaceae. The record is from the annotation of a GenBank genome assembly.
AUGCGAUCUCAACGUCUCUUCGGCCUGCUGCUGACAGGCCUUCUAGUUUGUGUCUCAAUCAUUUUCCUUAAGGGCUCUCAUUCCACUAUCGGCAUUCAAAAUGCCCCUCAUGUCCCUCCUCUCGCUUCAUCCACCCCUCAAUCCUCUUUACAACAACCAAUUGAACCUUCAGCCAACUCCACCAGGCACUAUCCGAACGACGUCCAUCCGAUAGCUGCUCUCAUCGAAGAUGCGGGACAACAAUUCGACUCGCUCCGAGAGCGGCAGUCAAGAACACUUGCAGACGCUGUCAAAGAAUAUCGCAGACGCUAUAACAUGCACCCUCCGCCGCAUUUCGAUAAGUGGUUCGGGUUUGCGCAAUCAAAAGGUGUUGAGUUGAUUGACGAGUACGAUACUAUAUACCAUACCCUGCUGCCGUUCUGGGCCCUUUCACCACAAACUAUCCGCUCGCGCGCUCGGGAAGCUCUCGGAUACGAUAAUUCGCUGCUGGGGAUCCUCAUCAGAGACGGUAAAGUAUCGCUGGCCGAUGGUCUCGACGAGGAGCAAGAUUGGCAGCGCGAGGCUACACUCGGCAUGAUGAAGAACUUUGUUCAGUAUUUACCUGACAUGGAUCUGGCUUUUAAUGCCCAUGAUGAGCCUCGAGUUAUACUACCUAGCGAGGAUCUUCAGAGACUCGUCACGAUUGCCCGAGACAGUACCAUCUCGAGCUCGCUCCAUACACAAUCGCCAGUAAACGCAUGGUCUCCUCGUCCCGACGACCUGAACAGGGGUGAUCGCAUUGACGAAGUCCGGAGGACCCGUUUCAACCGAAUGUCGCAUCAGCCGGCUUGGACUAGCUCUAGGAUAUCAUGCCCAGUCGACAGUCCCGUUCGUUCUCUCGACGAAGACACGCCAGAUCAUACAACGGGCUACGCUCUUGGUGAAUUGGGCUUCAUUCACAACACUAGUGCCUUUUCAGAUGUGUGCAAUACUCCUUCCCUGCGAAAUACCUAUGGUUUCUUUGACCGGCCAAAUGUUUUCGCGGUUGUCCAUGAUCUCUUCCCCGUUUUCUCUCAAAGCAAGGUUUCUACUUUUCAGGACAUACUCUACCCGAGUCCAUGGUAUUGGGCUCAGAAGGUGCCGUACCUCAAAGAGAAGGACUACAUCUGGCAGGAGAAGGCUGAUAAAUUAUACUGGAGAGGCUCAACUACCGGCGGAUUCUCAAAAGGCGGCGGCUGGCGACGGCACCAUCGACAAUUGAUGGUUGGCAACAUCAACGCACUGAAUACAGCUAAAGUCCUUACCAAGUCUGAGACCGGACGAUGGGAUUCCAAGAAAGUUGACCGCAGCGAUUAUCAUGACCUCUUUGACGUCCAAUUUACUUCGGUUGGACAAUGUGAUCGAAAUGACUGCGCUGCUCAGACGGAGUUCUUCAACAUAACGGAGCCGGUGGAGCAGCAAGAUGCUUGGGCCUACAAAUAUCUCGUCGAUGUUGAUGGAAAUGCCUUUAGCGGUCGUUAUCAUGCGUUCCUCCAAAGCAACAGCCUAGUUUGCAAAGUUGCGUUGUUCCGCGAAUGGCAUGAUGAGGUACUCAAGCCUUGGGUCCAUUAUGUUCCAUUGAGUUUGAAGGGAGACGAGGUUGUAGAGACUAUGCGUUUCUUUACCUCAGAAGAAGAGGGGAUGGCUGGGGCGCCUCGUCUCGCCCAACAAGGAAAGGAUUGGGCACAAAGAACAUUACGCAAGGAGGAUAUGGAAGUUUGGUUCUUUCGCUUAUUACUGGAGUACGGGCGUUUGGUCGACGAUAACAGGGAAGCCCUAGGAUACCCCGCAUGA